Molecule: messenger RNA, 734 nt
Organism: Anneissia japonica
Lineage: Eukaryota; Metazoa; Echinodermata; Crinoidea; Comatulida; Comatulidae
Product: B-cell receptor CD22-like
Exons: 3
Coding region: 120-734 (204 amino acids)
Source: RefSeq, a predicted model, not a curated record
AUCUAUUUCAGUGUUUGUAUUUGCUUUUGCUGCUGUUGAAGUGUGCAGUUAAUGAGAUAUAUGGUCAAUUGGUGUCAACAUCUGACCAGGUGGCUAAAGAAGGAGAAGAUGAAGUAGUAAUGUCAUGUGACUACUCACAAGUUAGUUCUACACUAAAAGUCAUCAGAUGGGAUGAAGUAAAUGAAGACCUGGGCAGUGAUGUACGUGGUAUUGUAAAUGAUAGAACUACAGUCAAUGGACGAUACAGCUUAAGACAAACACCUGGGAACGCUGACCUUGUUAUUUCAAAACCAGGAAGAAAUGAUUCUGGAAGAAGAUUUAGAUGUCAGAUCCAGAAAUCAGACGGAGCUUUUAUAAUCUCAAGGGAUGCUGCCAUUCUCACUGUAUAUUACCUAGAUCAGCCUCUCGUCACUGCUUCAAAGAGUAUUGUCGAUGAAGGUCAGCCAGUGACCAUGACCUGUAAUAAACCUGAUAGUGACCCAGUCCCUAAUAACAUAACAUGGUAUAAAAAUGGAAAAGCACUCAACACAAUAUACAUCUCUAAAUUUACUACAAGUGCAAGAAAUUCACUUGAAAUACACAUAGAAGCUGCAACUGCAGAUGAUGGUGGCUACUAUACGUGUAAAGCUGAAAGUGAUCAAUUCAAAGGAAAAGAUGGCAAAACCAGUGCCCAGUUUGAACUGAGAGUAAUUGAAUACUGUACGUAUUUUACUCUCUGCUUUAUUCUUUCCUAG